CAGCGUUCGGUCGAUUGGACUUCGUGGUUGUAGAGUUUGGGCAAUAAACGAAUUAAAAAUCACCGAAUUCGUUUGAAAACCCUCGCUAAACGUACUUUAAGUGCAUUAUUAACGAUCAAAAGUGAAAGUUGAGCUUUACUUGUCGAUAAAACAGCAUUUUUCGGGAAAAUAAAAAAUUGCAAAUGGUGACCACGACGGCGUUCCAAAAAUGAAACAUCACUAACUGUUAUACUUGAACAAACUGUUAUACUGUUUCACGCCGGCGGAAAACUGUUGGUACUAUGGCCGCACCAAUAUACGCCCCCAGCACUUCUGCGGCCCAGCCGCAACAGGUGGUAGAUUCGGUACAAAUGAAUCAUUUUCGAAGUUUUGUCAACAUGCUUGGAGAUCCGUCAGCAAAAGAUGAAAUAAAGCUGAAGGCCGCCCAGGAGCUAAGUGAACACUUUGAAUUGAUUACUCAAUGUAGUAGCUAUCAGAGUUUUUUGGACCAUUCUAUGAAAAUUUUUCUGCGAAUUCUUCAGGAAGGCGAGCCGCAUUUCAUUUCCGAGUUGAAUUUACAGCAAGUGCGAAAACUUAUCCUUGAAAUGAUUCAUCGUUUGCCCACAUCCGAUCUUAUACGACCUUACGUUAAAUCGAUUAUUGUACUCACUAUUAAACUACUACAAAGUGAUAACGAAGAAAAUGUAUUGGUGUGUUUGCGUAUUAUUAUCGACAUCCACAAGCAAUAUAGGCCAACAUUUCAUCCGGAAAUACAGGAUUUUUUAUCGUAUGUAAAAACAAUUUACUCGGAUUUGCCUAAGCAUUUGGCAACAAUGUUUGAGCCAAAACAACCAAUCCGGCUUAAAGAUUUAAAAGACAUCAACUUUGAUGUUUUGCUCCCGGAUACGUUCACUGUUACACCGAUUCAAGUGGAAAAGAAAACGAUUGAUGGAAAACUUACAACUGUAACGUAUAAUUUAAUUCCAAAGGGAAUAAACUCUUUGAAGGUGCUUCAGGAACUACCCAUAAUCGUCGUUCUUAUGUAUCAAAUCUACAAAACGAACGUGCAUCAAGAAGUGGUCGAUUUUGUUCCUCUCAUAAUGACCACUAUCACUCUACAACCUCCCCUUGCUCAUAGGAACUCACCGGCAUUCAAUAAGGAAAUUUACGUUGAUUUCAUGGGUGCACAGAUUAAAACACUAGCAUUCUCAGCGUACAUUAUAAGAUUGUUUCAAGAUGUGAUUUUGAAUCACGCUGCCACGAUGGUUAAAGGAAUGAUUAAUUUAUUGGAAAGCUGUCCAAAAGAAGUUGCACAUCUGCGAAAAGAGCUGCUGGUCGCUACUCGACAUAUAUUAGCAACAGAUUUCAGAAACCAUUUCGUUUCCUCUAUUGAUAAGUUGUUUGAAGAGGAUGUACUGUUGGGCAAAGGAUGGACUACACAUGAAUCUUUACGUCCGCUGGCAUAUUCAACACUAGCAGAUUUGGUUCAUCACGUUCGACAGCAUCUGCCGCUUACAGCGCUGUCGAAAGCGGUCUAUCUGUUUGCCAAAAAUGUUCACGAUGAAUCACUUCCAACUAGCAUUCAAACUAUGUCCUGCAAACUACUACUUAAUUUGGUAGAAUGCAUUCGUGUAAAAAGUGACGUUGAACCUGUUGCCAGUCGUGAGUUACUUAUCACCAUGCUGAAAGUUUUUACUCAAAAGUUUCACACGAUUUCAAAGUUGCAGCUUCCACAAAUAAUGCAGAAAUGGGGAACGACAGCUGCAAAUUCUACUCCAUCUUGUACAUCGGUUAAUACUAAUCCAGGCUCUACACCUCAACAGGGUUCACAGACACCAGCCACAACAGAAAAUUCUAUCGAGAAAAAUUUUUUGGCUGUAGAAAAUACUGAAAAUACAUUUAAACUUACGAGUAUUGGUUUCCCACAACCCAACAAUUUGAACGUAAUGGAAUAUCGUAGCUUAGUCAAAACACUUGUGUGUGGCGUGAAAACCAUUACCUGGGGUUGUCCAGCGGCUAAAGUCAAUAGUAACGAACAAACUCUACCGGCAUCGAAACUAUUCAAUCCCAGCGAAAUACUGAUUUUUAUAGACUUGUUCCAUUGGGCUCUAGAAGCUUUGGAUAUAUACACCAUCAACGUACCAGCCAUGGGCAUGCCUCAAACCUUGCCUCAACAAAAACAAGCUCUGCAAAUGCCACGUUCCAAGGAAGAAAAAGAAGUUCUUGAACACUUCAGCGGCGUUUUCCUAACAAUGGACUCUCAAAAUUUUCAGGAAAUAUUCGCUUCAACAAUCGACUUUAUGGUGGACAGAUUGUAUAAAAAUUCGGCUUUACAAGUUAUCGCAAACUCAUUCCUGGCCAACCCUAAAACAUCUCCACUGUUUGCAACGGUUUUGGUAGAGUAUUUGUUAGACCGUAUGGAAGAAAUGGGUUCCAAUAUUGAACGUUCAAACCUUUACUUACGGUUAUUCAAAUUGGUUUUUGGUAGUGUAAGUUUAUUCGCCGCUGAAAAUGAACAUAUGCUUAGGCCCCAUCUGCAUAAUAUCGUGAAUCGUUCCAUGGAACUUGCAAUGACAGCAAAAGAACCGUAUAAUUAUUUUCUAUUACUGCGCGCUUUAUUCCGUUCCAUCGGCGGGGGAUCACACGAUUUGCUAUACCAGGAAUUUUUACCGUUAUUACCAAAUCUUUUGGAGGGCUUAAACCGUCUACAAAGUGGUUUUCAUAAGCAACACAUGAAAGAUUUAUUUGUGGAACUUUGUCUUACGGUACCGGUGCGACUGUCUUCCCUGUUGCCAUAUCUACCAAUGCUUAUGGAUCCAUUAGUAUCUGCGCUGAACGGAUCUCAUACGCUCGUUAGCCAGGGACUUCGAACGCUGGAACUCUGCGUUGACAAUUUGCAACCGGAUUUUCUCUACGAUCAUAUCCAACCUGUUCGAGCUGAUCUAAUGCAAGCAUUAUGGCGUACGCUUCGCAAUCAAGACAGUGCUGCUGUAGUUGCGUUUAGGGUGCUUGGUAAAUUUGGAGGAGGCAACCGAAAGAUGAUGAUCGAGCCGCAACAAUUGAUGUACCAAGAGAGUGAAACAAUUCAACCCGCUGUUGUCGCGCAUUUCCAAGAUCAUCGUAAACCGAUUGAUUUUCCCGUAGACAAAGUCAUCGAAACAGCUUUUAUUGCACUGAAGACUAGCACUACGGAUCCUUUCUAUUGGCGUCAAAGUUGGGAAGUAAUUCGGUGCUAUUUGGCUGCAUCCAUAUGUUUGGACGACGAUAAACAUACACUGCAAAAGCUUUUCAUGCAUCCAAGUUUCACUGAAAAUAAUGUGAUAUCUACCGUUUCGCACUAUUUGUUACAGGACAAACAAGUUCGUCAAACGCAUCUUACUGCGUUAACGGGAAUGUUUGUGGCUGCUGCCACUAAAGAACUUCGGGUAUCAGUGCUUCCAACCAUGGUGGCCGUCGUUCGGCAUUAUACAAUGGUGGCCAUUGCCCAACAAGCUGGUCCGUUCCCACAUAAGCAUUAUCAGAUGAACACUGGGUUAGAUCCAUUGGUGUUGAUUGAUGCACUGGCAGCAAUUAUGGGACACGAGGAGAAAGAACUUUGUAAGCCAGGAAAUUUGGCUAUGGCGUUGAUACUAGAAACCGCAACUAACAUCAUGGGAUCCAAAGAAAGAGCUUGUAGAUUACCGAUAAUGCAAUAUUUAGCAGAAAAAAUGGCAGCACUUUGUUACGAACGUCCUUGGUAUUCAAAAAUGGGUGGUUGUAUCGCUCUUAAAUUUCUUUAUCAAAACAUGGCUAUGCGUUGGUUGUAUCAACAUCUUUUUACGUUUCUCAAAGCUUUCAUGUUUAUCAUUAUGGAUCUAACCGGCGAAGUUUCUAGCGGCGCUAUUGAUGACGCUAAAAACUAUCUAGAAAAAAUGUUGAAAAUAUGCAUGACCCCUUUGGAUCGAGAUUGCAAGAAUGAAGAACUUAUCUCAACACAGAAAAAAGCAAUGUACGAUGUAAUUCAUGAACUAGUGCGUCAGGUGACCAGUCCACAUACACUGGUCCGAGAAACUGCUAUGGCAUCGUUGAAACUGAUAGCCGAGCUACAAGGUAAAACGGUAACUGAAGUUAUGAACCCCCAUCGAGAGGUGCUAGUAGAUAUGAUUCCUCCAAAAAAACACCUUCUACGGCAUCAGCCGGCUAGUGCGCAAAUUGGUUUAAUGGACGGAAAUACUUUUUGCACAACCCUGGAACCACGUCUUUUCACGAUUGAUCUAAACAUUCUGACUCAUAAGGUCUUCUACCAUGAAGUUCUUACCCUUUCCGAUGCAGAAGAUACCACCCUCAACAAACUAGAUUGUUACAAAACUGUAACCAACUUAAUACCACUGCGAAAAAGUGCUCUGCGUGCGCUUGCUGCUUGCCAUUACAUACCCAACGGUUGCCGGGAGAAAAUAUUUUCUAUUCUGUUUAAAGCACUCGAGAAAAACAACGUUGAGUUACAAGAAGCGGCAUUUGAAUGUAUGCAGAACUUUUUGCAAGGUUGUACAGUUGACAAAGAAGCGAUACACGCUGGCAUCCGGCCACUGUUGAUGCAAUUGGGUGAUCAUCGCAAUCUUACGCUAAAUGGAGCCAAACGGUUGUCUUACUUGACCCAACUAUUCCCAUCAAUGUUUAACGAAAAGUUAUGCGACUCAUUACUUCAGAUAGUUAAGAAACUGUUGGAAACUUCAAUUUCUUCCAACAAAGGGUCUAAUUUCUUAGCGGCACUGAAAACAGGGGAAACCGAACAGAAGAUAGUGACGAUAAUUGGUAUUUUCCAUCAAAUUCCUGCAGCGUCUUCCAAAUUCAUCGAGAGCUUAUGCAAGCUGAUAUUACAAACCGAAAAAAGUCUAAUGAUCGAACCUUGUUCUCCAUAUCGUCCACCGUUGGUUAAAUUCCUGUUGAAAUUUCCUAAAGAAACGAUUGAACUAUUACUGAGUGAUGUAAGCAUACGAGAUGCACAAUGGAAUCGAUUCUUGAUAUUCUUGCUCAAACACAAAGAAGGUCAAGCAUUCCGGAAUGCUAUUCAAGAAAAGAGCGCACGCCUAGUUCAGUUGAUUUUGAUCAGCUCCGAAGGAAGCCUUGUUGUUGCCCAGGGAAAACCAUAUGAAGAUCGUUAUGAAGCACAACGUCAAGCUAUUUUGAUUAUUCAUACGCUUAUAGAGUUUGACAGUCCAUGGAUCUCAACACAAACGGAUAUUAUUGUCGCACUGAAGACAAUUUGGAAAAAUGAUUUGUACAAGUCAUGUCAAACGUCCGUCGUUUGCGAUAUGUGGCAUUUGGUCGCAAAAAUAUUGAUGGAGUACUUUUCGCACAACACACUUGAAAUACCUCUCCUCUUCCAGUUAUUAAGAGCACUUUGCUUAAGAUUUAUUCCCGAUUUCCAAUUUUUCCGAGAUUUCCUUCAAGGCACAGUUUGUCAGAGCUACACAGUAGAUUGGAAGCGAAAAGCUUUCUUUCACUUUGUUGAAUGUUUUUCAAACCAGGAAAUAUCACAAGAUCUGAAAGCCAAAAUUCUCACUAUGGUCAUCAUACCAAGUUUCGCUGUUAGUUUUGAAAAAGGUGAAGGAAACAAACUUGUCGGAGCUCCACCUGCGCCUUAUCAGGAAGACGACAACAAUGUAGUGUCGGUGUUUAUCAACAAAGUAAUUGAUCCUGAGAAACCAUUUGCCAAUGAAGACUCUGUUAGAAUUGCUCUGUUACAAUUUGCCUGUUUGUUAGUGGAACGCGCAUCACCGCACAUCCACGAUGGCGAUGCCAACAAUAAAAGAGAAGGAAACAAACUGCGCCGCCUAAUGACAUUUGCCUGGCCGUGUCUUUUGCCUAAAAACUGUGUUGAUCCUGCCGCACGCUAUCAUGGUCAUCUCCUGCUCAGUCACAUUAUCGCCCGGUUGGCCAUUCACAAACGCAUUGUUUUGCAAGUGUUUCAUUCGUUAUUGAAAGCCCAUGCGGUUGAAGCUAGAGCGGUUGUCAAACAAGCUCUGGAAGUCUUGACACCGGCCAUGCCACUGCGAAUGGAAGACGGUAAUACAAUGUUGACUCACUGGACUAAAAAAAUCCUUGUAGAAGAAGGACAUUCGAUGCAGCAAUUAUUCCACAUUUUGCAAUUGCUGGUUCGUCACUUUAAAGUGUACUAUCCAGUACGGCAUCAUUUGGUGCAACAAAUAAUAAACUCAAUGCAGCGUUUAGGAUUUACUGUGAACGCAACUAUUGAUUACCGUAAAUUAUCAAUCGAAUUAGCUGAGGUUAUAAUUAAGUGGGAGCUACAGCGUAUAAAAGAAGAAACAGAUGGUACGGUUGAAGAUGAAGAAUCUAAAGUGCAAACUGAAAACAAACAACAGCCAAGUGGAGCAAUUAAGCGAACCGUCCAGGAAGAUGAAUCCCGCAAGAAGUUAGCUACAGGUGAUACAAAUCCGCAGCCAUCGCCGAAUACAUCAACUGCAUCUGCUGCAAGCACAGUAACCAACAAAGUUGAAGGCUCUGGUCGCCCGAUCGAUAGAACUCAUUGCGACGCUGUAUUAAAUUUCUUGUUCCGUAUGGCAUGUCAAUUGAAUGAUGUUUCCACGACUCCAGGAACUAUAUCACCCGGUGAAAGUCUGUCAAGACGCUGCGUAACGCUAUUAAAAUUGGCCAUCAAACCCGAUGUCUGGCAGCAACCGUUUGAUUUGAAACUAACGUGGUUAGAUAAAGUGUUCACUAGUAUCGAAGGACAGCAACCCAAUAUUGGAAAUAUUUGUACUGCACUUGAACUGCUCACAUUUUUACUAACUGUAUUGAAAAAGGAACAAAUUUUGGCUACAUUCCGGCCUCUUCAGCGUGGGUUGUCAGCUUGUGUAACAUGUACUAACACCCGAGUCAUAAAAUUGAUGCACGGGCUUUUGACUCGCCUGAUGUCUAUAUUUCCCACAGAUUCUCAUCACAAACAUGAUGAAUUGGAAACUUUGUAUGCUACUAUUAGCAAAAUGAUUUUUGAAGGUUUAGCCACUUAUGAAAAGAAUCCGCAAGCUAAUCCUUCAACUCUAUUCGGCACACUUAUGACCCUCAAGGCAGCUUGCACAAAUAAUCAAAGUUAUAUCGACCGAUUGAUUAUUCCUUUUAUGCGUUUGCUGAAUAGACUCACUAAAGAACAUUUGGGUGGAGUUGCAGGUGCUCAAAACGGUAACGCCGAAGCUUCUAAUAACGCUGGUUCUAUCGCACUGGAACUGCUGGUUGUGUCGUUGGAUUUAGUGAAGAAUCGUGUCGUUGUAAUGAGUGUGGAAAUGAGGAAAAUGUUUAUAGGAGGUAUUCUAGUAGGACUGAUAGAGAAAAGCAACGACGUAAAGGUUAUAAAGGCCAUCGUUAAAAUGAUUGAAGAAUGGAUGAAAAACAAAAACACCCCUGUGACGGUUUCUCAAGCGCCAACACUCAGAGAAAAAUCAAUUUUGUUGGUCAAACUGAUGCAAUAUGUCGAAAAACGGUUUGCUGACGACCAAGAACUGAACGGUCAAUUCUUAGAACUUGUUAACUACAUUUACCGUGACGAACAACUGAAGGUAACGGAACUUACUUCGAAACUCGAGGCAGCAUUUUUAGCUGGUUUACGUUGCAAUCAACCCAAAAUACGAGCAAAGUUCUUUGAAGUUUUCGACGGAUCUAUGCGGCGUCGUCUUCACGAUCGUUUGCUCUAUAUUAUAUGCUCUCAUGCGUGGGAUUCCAUAGGGCAACACUAUUGGAUAAAGCAGUGCAUUGAACUGUUAAUUUUGACGGCCAACACCACUACACAAAUUCAGAACAGCAAUGAGAAUCAUCUUUUGCCCAGUAUUUCUUCGGUUAUAAAUUUGGCUGAAUCUGAUGAAAAGAAAAAUUUCGUUAUUUACACUUCACUGCAGAACGACCCGACGGAAACCUUUGAUCCAAUUGAGGACAAAGAGGAUGCCUUUGAUAUGGAUAUGAGUGUCGACUCAAAUAUUUCAAGACAUGAAGAAAGCGAAAGACCAGUGGUAAAUCGCCAAGCUGCCGUGAUAAAAUUAAUAAGUCGACAGGCAGAAUUUCUCGAUGCAAGUCGAAAAGUUCGUACUGAGCAGUUGCUGGUCGCAACGGCUCAACUAUGUCACAUGGACACGCAUCUAGCUGAGAGAGUUUGGUUGGAUGUUUUCCCUAGGCUAUGGUCAAUUCUGGAUCAAGGCCAACAGCAAUCGUUGGAUCGUGAAAUAGUUCCAUUCCUUUCUUCGGGAACCCACAUCAUUCAGAAAGAUUGUCAUCCUAGUGCUCUUCACACUUUCGUUGAGGCAUUGUCCCAUUGUAGCCCUCCCGUUUAUCUCCCACCCAGUUUGAUGGCGUAUUUAGGCAAGGCUCAUAAUCUCUGGCAUCGCAUGACGCUGAUGCUCGAAGAUAUGGCAUUAGAUUGGCCGAACCGAAAAGAAACGUCAUUUUCCGAAUUUGUGGAAUUCGAUGAAGAAGGAAAUCGAGAUUGUUCCUACGUUUUGGAUCCUCUUUCUCAGAUGUACUCAUCGCUGCACGAAGAAGAUUUGUGGGCCGGACUUUGGUUAAAGUAUGCCAAGUAUCCGGAAACCAAUUUGGCUAUAGCACAUGAACAGAUUGGAUUUUUUGAGGAAGCCCAGAGUAUUUAUGAUUCUGCAAUGACGAGAUUUAAACAAGAUGUUAAUAAUGGAACCACACCUUCCGAUAUGAAUAGUGAACUACUGUUGUGGGAAAAUCAUUGGAUUCGUUGUGCGAAAGAAUUGAACCAAUGGGAUAUUCUUAUGGAUUACGGACAAUUGAGUAAAGACAAAAACUCUUUUCUGAUUAUGGACAGUGCUUGGAGAGUACCGGAUUGGACACUUAUGAAACAAGCACUUCUCAAAGUGGAGCAAUCUUGCCCCAAACAAGUUGGGUACAAAGUCAAUCUAUAUCGAGGAUAUUUGACUAUUCUGAAUCAGGAAGAGCAGCAUCCAUCGUCCGUUGAGCGUUACGUUGAAAUGGCCUCUGCUUAUUGUAUGCGUGAGUGGCGUCGUUUACCGCCAAUUGUAUCUCACAUACACCUGCCCAUAUUACAGGCAUCUCAGCAGAUUAUGGAACUCCAGGAAGCAAGUCAAAUCCAUCAAGGGUUGUUGCAAAAUCGAAGUUCGUCACUACACGAUAUGAAAGCUAUCGUCAAAACUUGGCGAAAUCGUCUCCCGGUUAUAGCCGAUGAUUUGUCGCAUUGGAGCGAUAUUUUCACUUGGCGUCAGCAUCAUUAUCAAAUUAUAACAUCCCAUCUUGAGCAACAAGGAGACAACAAUGGACCGUGUAUGUUAGGUGCUCACGCUUCGGCGCAAACGAUUAUCCAUUUUGGUAAAAUUGCACGCAAACAAAAUUUGACUGGAGUUUGUCAAGACUCUUUAUAUCGUAUCUACACGAUUCCAUCAGUGCCGGUCGUAGAUUGUUUCCAAAAAAUCCGGCAACAGGUGAAAUGCUGUCUGCAAAUGGCUGCAGUCAAUAGUCGGUCUGAGCUUUCGGAGGCCUUAGAAGUGAUCGAGCCAACAAAUUUGGAUUACUUUUCGAAGGAAAUGACUGCAGAAUUCUACGCACUUAAAGGUCUCUUACUGGCUCAAACCGGUCGCUCGGAAGAAGCAAAUAAAGCAUUCAGUGCAGCUACCCAACUACAUGACACUUUAAUAAAGGCUUGGGCAUUGUGGGGUGAUUAUUUAGAACACAUAUUUACACGAGACCCUAGACAAAUAAACAUUGGCGUAUCGGCUAUGACUUGUUUCCUACAUGCCUGUCGUAACCAAAACGAAAGCAAAUCUAGAAAGUAUCUCGCAAAAGUUUUAUGGUUGCUGUCUUACGACGAGGAUAAAUCUCUUCUUGAAGCACUGGAUAAAUAUGCCGUCGGUGUUCCUCCUUUACAAUGGGUUCCAUGGAUUCCACAGUUAUUGUGCUGCUUAGUUCAAUAUGAAGGUACAGUUAUUUUAAACCUCCUCAGUCAAGUUGGUCGAAUGUUUCCACAGGCUGUUUAUUUCCCGAUUCGAACGCUUUAUCUGACAUUGAAAAUUGAACAAAGAGAAAGAUACAAAAGCGUAGAACAAGCAUCGGCUGCUGCUCAAAAAAUGGCAAUUAAAACAGAACCUGGUACAUCAACUGCUGCUCCUGUUGUUGGUUCUGGUCAAGUAGUUACUAUAUCUACACAACCUGGAGGUUCAGGCAGCCAACAAGUUUCAGUAGGAGCGCCUGGCUCGAACCCGGGACCGAGUGUUACUGAUCAAAAUCAGCCGAAUCCAUCUGCUGGUGCAAAUGUAACAGGUGGAAUGCAAUCAACGACAACUCCCAUUCGCGCCACACCACCCAUGUGGCGAUGUUCGAAAAUCAUGCAUCUACAGCGAGAUAUUCACCCCACUGUUCUCAGUUCGCUUGAAGGUAUUGUAGACCAGAUGGUUUGGUUCCGAGAGAACUGGUACGAAGAAGUGUUGCGACAACUUCGACAAGGUCUAACCAAAUGCUAUGCUAUUGCAUUUGAAAAUCGCUGCUCAGUAAAUGCAGCUAUUAUCACUCAGCAUACAUUGAAUUUUGUAAAGAAAUUGGUUUCUACUUUUGGUAUUGGAAUAGAAAAUAUAUCCAGCUCAGUGUCAUCAAACUUUUCAUCGGCGGCAUCCGAAUCGCUAGCAAGGCGAGCUCAAGCUACUGUUCAGGAUCCAGUUUUUCAAAAAAUGAAAGGUCAAUUCACUAGCGAUUUCGAUUUUUCGCAACCAGGUGCAACAAAACUACAUAAUUUGAUCAAUAAACUCAAGAUAUGGAUCAAAAUAUUGGAAAAUAAAACCAAACAAUUGCCGAAGUCUUUCCUAAUUGAAGAGAAAUGUCGCUUUCUGUCUAAUUUUAGUCAGAAAACUGCAGAAGUAGAGCUGCCAGGUGAGCUUUUACUACCCAAGCAUUCGCAUUAUCACAUUCGUAUCGCCCGAUUUAUGCCGCGAGUAGAUAUCGUCCAGAAGCAUAACACAGCAGCUCGCAGGCUCUAUAUAAGAGGAACCAAUGGAAAAAUCUAUCCCUAUUUAGUGGUGAAUGACACCGGUCUAGGCGACGCACGACGCGAAGAACGAGUUCUUCAGUUGCUUAGAAUGCUUAACAAUUAUCUUGCUAAGCAAAAGGAAACAUCAAAGCGGUUCCUCCAUAUUACAGUACCACGCGUCGUGGCCGUUUCCCCUCAAAUGCGACUCGUAGAGGACAAUCCAUCAAGUGUUUCGUUGCUCGACAUUUACAAAAGCGGCUGUUCCAAAAUGAACAUUGAGCAUGAUGCACCAAUUGCUAGAUACUACGAUCGUUUGGCCAAGGUUCAAGCCCGUGGUUCACAAACGAACCAUACUGUUUUGAGAGAUAUACUGCGAGAAGUGCAAAACACUAUGAUUCCCAAAACAUUACUUAAGGAUUGGGCGGUAAAAAAUUUCCGCUCAGCCACCGACUAUUGGCAGUUUAGAAAAAUGUUUACUCUUCAAUUAUCGCUAUCCUGUUUGAUAGAAUAUGCAUUAUACCUAACCAGAUUAAAUGCUGAUAUGAUGUAUCUUCAUCAAGAUUCCGGUCUGAUGAAUAUAUCAUAUUUCAAAUUUGACGUCGACGAUACAACGGGUCUACUGGAUGUGAGUAGGCCCAUUCCUUUCCGCCUCACUCCGAAUAUUGUCGAGUUCAUAUCCACCAUAGGAGUAACAGGGCCGUUGACGGCAUCAACAAUUGCCACCGCUCGGUGCCUGGUGCAACCGAACUAUAAAUUACCAACCAUUCUACGUGCUAUUCUCCGAGAUGAAAUCAUAGCCGUUCAGAAAAAACGAAUUCUGGAUGAAAAAUUGAUUGAUCAAAAUACAGAUCUUUCCCAGGAAAAUACGGCUAUUGAAAUCGACAACGAAACAGUUAUUAGCAGCGUAAAUAAAGCCGUUAGUAAUAUCAUGACCAGACUCAACAGUUUGGCCCGGUUCGAUAAUACGGAAGUUAAUCGUAUGAGCACAUUGGUGCAGGUGGCAAGUAACUCGGACAAUCUAUGCCGUAUGGACCCAACUUGGCAUCCAUGGCUUUAAGCGGAAAAUAUUCAUGCAUGUAUAUUAGAUAAGUAAGCUCAUGGUAUGAUAACAAAUUUGAAAUAUAAUAAACUCAAUAGAUUACGAAA
Messenger RNA from Uranotaenia lowii, 12106 nucleotides. RefSeq names its product transcription-associated protein 1 (gene Nipped-A). Gene Ontology annotation, molecular function: transcription coregulator activity; protein binding. Gene Ontology annotation, biological process: regulation of DNA-templated transcription; DNA repair. The coding region runs from base 282 to 12017 and encodes 3911 amino acids. The transcript is spliced from 16 exons. Gene Ontology annotation, cellular component: SAGA complex; NuA4 histone acetyltransferase complex; nucleus. The record is from RefSeq and is a predicted model, not a curated record. Lineage: Eukaryota; Metazoa; Arthropoda; Insecta; Diptera; Culicidae.